CCCGGUCUCCUGGGUGAAAGUCCUGUGUUUGACCCAUCCACCCCCCCACCAGCCUCCUACGUGGAAUUUCGCCCUUACAUACUACUCACUAAACCCUGUGUAGCUGCUGCUCUCUCCGGUACAUUCUAAAACACGCUGAAGGGCGCUUCUUUCAUCGCUUCAGACGCUGACAACCACUGUCCAAACGUCCAUAUUUUACGAGUUCAGAGUGAGAACGAGUUGCCACGCGCCACCACCCCUCGCCUAAACCAAGCAGAGUAUAUUCAGUAAGUGAGAACGUGUCUGACACGGACAAUCUACUGUUGGGUGCGACAUGUUAGAAAGGGACACACCGGACUAGGUCUGCACCUGAUUCUUUGGACUCCUGACCCUGAUAACCCCUUUCCUGCCAGGUUCACCAGCUGCUCCUUGGCUGGUUAGGUUUGCAUUCUCUGUUUGCCAACCUGGUUCUGACCUUUUGAUUGUUUAUGGGAUUAAAAAUGUUAGACUUGCUCUUAAUGUACUAUCUCAAGUUGAGCUUUUGGGUGACUGGAAACAUUACAAACUGGUCUGGUUUGUGUAUGUCCCACGAAAGGCAACCCUGUGUGUUACGAUGACAACACACAGGGUCAAAUAAACCUUGAACUCUGGCUCCUUUUGCGUUAUUGAUUAGGGGGGUGAAGAAAAGAAGGAAGUAGGAAGAAGUAUUAUAAGAUUAAAGAAGAGAGACGAAAGAAGAUUGUAAAGGUCAUCCUCGUCCAUACUAUUACCAUUUUAUUCGGUGUUUUGUUCUUGUAGAUUGUUGUCUGGUGUUUUAUCUUUGCUCUAUUUACUUGACUGUAUUCAAUUUUAUUUCUUUGACUGAAGUCCUUUGUGACUGGUGUCUGUGAAAGGUGCUAUAUGAAUACACUUUGCUUACUAUAACGGGCAUGUGCCUGUAUACUGAGAGGUGGAGCAACACUGAAAGAGAAGAGCUUCUACGUCAUAUUUCAUAUUUAAUCAGAUGAAAGUGAAAGAUAGUCUCAGUUACUCCAGUGCUGCUGUGGAGACAAGUCUCUGUGUUUCUCUCUCAAGAAAGAUUCCUCAAAAUCCAUUAGGUUUUUGUCAAUAAAACAGCAGAAUCUGCGCCAAUAGCUGGUGAGUAUCUGCCCAAAUUUAGUCGAACCAGAUUCUGACUUUUUUUUUUACGUGUACAUAAAAUGUAAAAGAUUUAUAAAAAAAUUUCAAUAUGUACAUGUAGUAUCUAAAAACAGAUUUAUCAGUCUUAUAGUCCUACAUCUGUGAAGUUUUGAUAGAUUGGUUCAGGAUGUUACACUGAUUUAAGUAUGCUUACUAGGACUAGAUGUUAGAAUCACUUGAUAUUCAGCACAAGCACUGUUGUUGGAGAUGUCCUCUUGGGUGGGGUUGGAUUGGGAGAUGAUCCGGUGCCUCCAUCAGUUGUGUACCCCGGCCUCAUUGGGUUUUUCAACCUUUUAUUACACCCUCACCCAAGGCUGGCCCACCGCAGGCUGAUCAGACCUGGGGGUGUAUCGCAUCGGAGGCUCCAUGAGGUCACUUGGCAGCCCAUACAGUCUCCUUCCGUUUCAGCCACAGCGAGUGACUGCUUCUUUCGGCAACAGUUGCAAGUGAUGUCAACCUUGUUCCCAGAUCUCAGAUAUUAACUAGUCCAGGCUGAGCAAUGGACACAGCCAGCAGGACGAUGGAGGUGGCGGCGCUCGGCCGGCCUUUUGGCCUCGGGAUGUUGUACGACUGCCGCACAGACUCACUCAUCCAAGCUCCGUUUUCUCUUCCAGGACCUUUCAGGUCAGGAUGCUGACGUCCACUUCAAUCCAUCUGACAGAAACGCUGCAAAUGAUGUCAACCUUGUUCCCAGAUCUCAGAUAUUAACUAGUCCAGGCUGAGCAAUGGACACAGUCAGCAGGACGAUGGAGGUGGCGGCGCUCGGCCGGCCUUUUGGCCUCGGGAUGUUGUACGACUGCCGCACAGACUCACUCAUCCAAGGAAUGACAUUGUGGGACUGUGAUGACCUGAAAGAUCAUAUUGGAGAAAGACCGCAGAACUAUAAUGAUUUUGAGAUAGUUGCAUCUGAAUCAAUUGCAGAUAAAACUUCAGCACUAAAUGUUGAAGCAUCACUUAAGGCAAGUUUUUUUAGUGGACUGGUAGAGGUUGGAGGAUCGGCCAAAUACCUGAAUGACAGUAAGACUUCUAAAAAUCAGGCCAGAGUAACUCUGAACUACAAAGCUACCACAAAGGUCAAGGAACUGUCGAUGGAUCAUCUUGGAAGAGGCAAUGUGAAGCAUCCGUAUGUCUUUGAUAAAGGAUUAGCAACACAUGUAGUCACAGCUAUUCUUUAUGGGGCACAAGCCUUCUUUGUCUUUGACCGUGAGGUGUCCGAAAACGAAGAUCAUCAAGACAUUCAGGGCAACUUGAAGGUGAUGAUCAAUAAGAUACCCAGCAUUACAAUAGAGGGUGAAGGUUCCCUGACAAUGGUAGACAACGACAAAGAAAAGGUUGACAAAUUCUCCUGCAGAUUCUUUGGAGACUUUUCAAUUCAGAAACCACCUACAACGUUUCAGGAUGCUGUAGAAGUCUACCAAAGCCUGCCAAAUCUGUUGGGAGCUAACGGAGAAAAUGCAGUACCAAUGAAGGUCUGGCUGUUGCCAUUGACAAUUUUAGAUUCUUCUGCUGCUAAACUCAUCCGUCAGAUAAGUAUAAGAUUAGUUCAAGAAUCACAGAAUGUCCUGGAGGACUUCAGUGAGCUGGAAAUGAGGUGCAAUGAUGCACUGAGGACCACCACUGCACAGCAGUUCCCACAGAUUAGCAAAAAGAUUAAAAGUUUUAAAGAACUGUCCUCUGAGUUCAAGCUGGGCUUCCAACAAACCUUGGCAAAGAAACUUCCGUCAAUCCGAGGAGGAGGAGAAGAGGAGGAUGGGCUCGUAGAGAUCCUGAAGAAGAGACAUUCUUCUCCUUUCAACAGCAAAAACCUGAACGAGUGGAUGGACUGUAAAAGAAAGAAAUCGACACAUUGAUGUCUUUCACCAACAUGAUGAAAAACACCAGGAUCGUCUCAUCUCAAACAGACGUGUCCACACAAAGUUUCAGUGCAGACCAUGCUGUGUGUUUUGUCUUCACCUCAUUGGGACGUGAUGAACCGUUACCUCUCAGCUUUAUCAAACUACUUAAAACAAACAACAGACGACCUUCAAGGUGCACAUACCCACGAUGUAGAGAAGGAACAAUGGUACGCCUCAAGAGAAGUAGUAAAAGAAAUGAGGCAUAAAGCAAAGCUCUUCAGUGACUUUGCAGAGGCCAACAAGGAGAACAACAAGAUUAAGUUCCUGACAGUGGGUUCAACAAAUGACACACAGAAAGGUUCAAGCAUCUGCCUUUAUGAAGACGGCUUUUCUGUCAGUGAGAACUUUGAGCCGCCUUCAAAGCCUGAAACAGUGACAGUAAGUGAUAUAAACUACAACAGUGUAACUCUGAAGGUUUCUCCACCCAGAUUUGGAGCAGAGGUCAUCACCUCCUACUCUGUUGAGUACUGUGUCAGUGGAGAGGAUGAAUGGAAACAGAAGACAGCAUCAAAAGCUGAAGAAGUCACAGUGAGCGAUCUGAGUCCGAACACAGAGUAUAUGUUCAGAUGCAGAGCAGUGACCUCAGUAGGUGUUGGGCCAGCCAAUGAAGUCAGUGGUUCAACUAAAACGUUACCUUGUAGCUCUCCUGGAAAACCUCAAGUUGAACCAAACUCAAGAGAGAUAUCUGUUAGCUGGAAGAAACCUGCUGAGCUUGGACAAGGUGUCCACAUUUUGAGCUACAUCGUGGAGUACACCAAACAGACAAAGGGAUGAAAGAGGAAGAUUUCCAAUGGAAUGAAAUGAUGGUAGAAGCUGAAAAGGCAAUAAUAUCAGAGCUUCAGUCAGAGACAGAAUAUGUUGUCAGGGUCAGAUGUGAUUGUGGUGAAGCUGGCAGAAGCAAAGAAAGCAUCCCUGUUAAUGUCUGCACAACAAAGUUUACACUAACAGAAUCCCUGAAAAGCACAAGCGAAAAGAUUAAUUCUGAUUCACCAUCAGUUUAUAAACUGACUCUGACAGAAGAAGAUAUGAACAUCGAUGGAUGCCGAAGAUUCAGUUUUGGCAGAGAAAGCACAAGGCAGAAUCACACUAUAAUGCUUUUUGGGGUGACCGGAUCAGGAAAGUCCACUCUGAUCAAUGCAAUGAUCAACUACAUAGUUGGUGUAGAAUGGAAGGACAGUUUCAGAUUCAAAUUAAUUGAUGAGGAUCAGUCGAGAUCACAAGCUAAAAGCAAGACCUCUGAAGUCACUGUGUACAAAAUCAACCACCAGGAUGGUUUUAAAAUCAACUACUCACUGACCAUUGUUGACACUCCAGGCUUUGAAGAUACAGGAGGCAUAGAAAGAGACGAGGAGAUCAUUGCACAUCUGCACGCAAUCUCUUCUCUGCUGAGUGUUUCAGUGAAAUUGACGCUGUGUGUUUCGUAGCUCAGUCUGCUUUAGCACGACUCACAUCAUCACAGAAAUGUUUGUUGGAUUAUCUGCUCUCAAUCUUUGGCAAAGAUGUGGCAGAAAAAUCCGGGUUCUGGUGACAUCUGCAGACAGCCAGCAACCACCAGUUCUAGAGGCAAUCACUGCUUCAGGUGUCCCAUGUCCUAAAACAAAAGACGGGCUUCCAGUUCACUUCAAAUUCAAUAAUUCAGCGUUGUUUGCAGACAACACAUCAUCUGCAGCAGACAGCAUGAGUGAGUAUGAUGAUGAUGAUGGAGGAUUUGAUCAGAUGUUUUGGAACAUGGGGACAAAAGGCAUGAAGAGGUUCUUUGUUGCUUUGAAUGUCAUAGACACCAAAAGCUUGACAAUGACGAAAAACGUCCUCAGAGAAAGAGAGCAGUUUGAGAAGUCAUAUGAAGAUUUGCACAAGCAGGUUAAAACUGGGCUAGCCAAGCUUGAGGAGAUAAGAGGGACAACUGAAUAUUUUCCUACGAUGUCUGAGGUGAACACACUGAUAGAGAGAUCUACUGAGUGUUUCAACAAACUUAAAGAGAAAACACUGAAGUCAGAUCCUCUCUCUACUGACCAGUACAUUGACAUGCUUAUUGAGGGAGAGAAAUCUGAGGCCAAGCCAGGCUGGGAGCAACGAGUUCAGUUCUUGACCAUCAUAGAUAGACGUUAUCACAGUUUUCUUGGAGCGAUCGGUAUAAGUCUUAUUAAUCUUUAACAUCCAAGACAAAGAGGAGAUCCAUUCUGACACAGAUAAUAAAGAAAAACAUAAAAGAUAGAUAAAAGGGAAACACAGAAUAACAUGUGUGAUGAUAAAUAUUUAAGUGUGACCACAUUUAGUUUUUGGACCAUUAACUUUCUGUCACCAUUACCACCAAUGUAUAAGUCUGCAGCCCUAUCUCUGCAAACCUGAACAUUUGUAUUUACAUUGUUAAAUUCAGGUUUUUAAACCGUAAUAUCAGCCUUUUGUUACAUUUUUAAGUUUCUUUUAUCUACUCUUCAAUUUAUUUUCUCUGAGAUAUGAAAAACAUAAUUAACGUGAAUAAUGUUAAAGACUUAUUGUAUUGAUGUGUAUUCAUUAACAUGUUAUUGUCCUGUCCUCCUGAAUCAUAAAGAAACGUUUUUUUUGAAAAUACAUUUUAAUCAGCAAUACAAAUCUUAGUAUAAGGAGGUUCACAUAAAGGUUUAAAUAUAUUUCUUUUCUUUAACCCUGUUCAUAUUUUUACACUGGGUUAACAGCUUCCUGCUCAGUUUAACAUGUUUAUCCACUAUUAGAUUAGAUAUUAAAGUGCCCAUAUU
Molecule: messenger RNA, 5788 nt
Organism: Perca fluviatilis (European perch)
Lineage: Eukaryota; Metazoa; Chordata; Actinopteri; Perciformes; Percidae
Product: cytolytic toxin-alpha-like
Exons: 7
Coding region: 1884-3008 (374 amino acids)
Source: RefSeq, a predicted model, not a curated record